This is a messenger RNA of Centruroides sculpturatus (bark scorpion), 1204 nucleotides long. Its product is annotated as gastrula zinc finger protein XlCGF7.1-like. Lineage: Eukaryota; Metazoa; Arthropoda; Arachnida; Scorpiones; Buthidae. Gene Ontology annotation, cellular component: nucleus. The coding region runs from base 146 to 1117 and encodes 323 amino acids. The transcript has 5 exons. The record is from RefSeq and is a predicted model, not a curated record.
AUUAAGCACGCUCAAUAUAAUCAAAAUAUAACAAUGGAGUUAUUACAUUGUUUCGGAGCAUUGUUGUUUUUUUGUCCUCGAAAUUUCGACUUUCAAUUAAAAUACUGAAUUUAUUAAUAAUUAAAUUAAAAUAAGCAAAAUCGUAAUGGACAGAAAACAUCAAUGUCCGACCUGCGGCAAGAAAUAUCGUAAAUACGAUUUGAAAGAGCACAUGAGAACUCAUACGGGCGAAAGGCCGUUUAAAUGCAAUUUGUGCGGAAAAAGCUUUUCGCAUAAGAGUAAUUUGACACAGCAUAUGAGUGUGCAUUCGAAUGAAAAGCCAUUUAACUGUCAUUUGUGCGAGAAAAGCUUUCCAAGUAAGAGAUGUUUAAAACAACAUUUGAUAGUACAUUCGGAUGAAAGACGGUUCAAGUGCAAAUACAAUAGAUGUAAAGAGAGCUUUAAACGGAAACGUGAUUUGGAACAACACACGUUUGCGUGUCAUUCGAAUGAUAUUUUAUCUAAAAUUCCGUUGAAUGACCCGAUGAUAACAAGCCGUUAUUGUGACAUUUGCAAAAAACUAUGCGCAUCACCCGCUGCUUUAAAAAGCCACAUGAAAUUUCACACCAGAAAGCUGCCAUUUUCAUGUAAUAUAUGCAACGAGAAAUUCAGAUAUAAAUAUCAAUUAAACAGACACAAUCAACAGUUUCAUUCGGGAGAAAAACCUCCAACUUGUUCCCAGCGAUUUAAAGAACAACAAUACAAAGAACAUGGUGAUUUGAGGACUUCUAAUAAAACAUCGUCUUCACCCGUACAAACAAAUAAUGAUAACAAGAAUGAUGAACAAUGUAAAGAAGAUCACAAGGACGAUCAUCUUGAAUCGUCGGUUAUCGUAUUUCAAUGUCAUUUAUGUUCGUUCAACACUCGCUCGAAUCAGAAAUGGUUAGAACAUAGGCAGUGUCAUAUGGAAGAAAUCCCUUCCACCUCAACGGCAUCGCAAGAAAAGGCGGAUGAAGAAGUACAAGCCGCCAACACACUGCUAUUAUUAAGAGAAGGAGGAUCGAACAGAAGGAAAUUGAACAUGUUAGAGGCUGACAAGCAUCUCUCUCAUUCAAAUAAAGCUUUGACUGAACAAUAAUUGAUAAAACACAAACUGAAGAAAAUAUAAAUCAAUUUUUGUCGCAUUUAUACUCUACGAAAUUACGUAAAUCAACUAAUUAAAAAU